CAUCCAAUAAACACCUUUCUAAAAAAUUGUGUAGCCUAGGGACCAAUCUAGACCUACACGUACACAUUCCCACUCCCACGUGUCACUCUCUCUUUCUCUCUCUCUCUAAACCUCCAAUGGAUUCCAAUUCCAUGGCGAAACGCCCCAAACCUCCGUCAGAUCACUUCAACAUGGACGCUCUGUUAACCUCCUUCUUAUCUCUAUCCGAUUCGCCGUCGAUCCACACCUCUUUCGACCGCCUUAUUCAAUCAACCGCCUCCGAUUCCGAUCAAAACCGGUUGAUUCAACGCGCUCUGCGUCUCGGUUCGCUUUUACUUGAUGCUGCUAAUCGAUCUGCUCGCAGAUGCUCUUCCGAUCAUAACGCCGUCGUUUGGCCGCUCUCGCCGGACCUCACUAUCAAGAUUUUUUCAAUGCUUGAUACACAAAGUGUAUGUUAUGUUGCGGCUACAUGCUCGUUUUUUCAGAAGUGUGCAAUGGAUCCUUCGUGUUUUGCUAACAUUGACUUGGCUACAUUAGUCCCUAAAGUCAACAAUGCUGUGGUGUCGACGAUGAUCCAUCGAGCUGGAGAUGCGCUUAAGUCUAUAAGGCUUGGUGUAUUACCAAUCGUUCCUGCUCCACCUUUCUUUUCAUCUCAACCGUUGGUUUAUAGCAUUAGAAACGCAAAUGACGCAUCAGGAUUUUCAUGGAAUGACAAAAAGUCAAGGCAGGGAAAGGAAUCUUCCAUUCUAACAAGGUCCUGUCUGAAUUCUUUGAGUGGCAAUGGUGGUGCACCUGGGUAUGGGGUUCAUUUGAGAAGAUUACACCUAUACAACAUUGAAAGAAUGGACAAUGCAUCCCUCUUGACAUCAUUAUCAGCUUGUCCAUCUCUCGUUGAUCUAGAAAUUGUGGGCCUGCAUGUUGAAUUGAGGCAUACAUUGGAGUCAAUAAGUAGAAACUGUCCGUUGAUAGAACGUUUGGUUUUCGAAUCAUCAAAAACAGGUAGAGAUGAUGGUUUGAAAUUCCCGACCUGUAAUGAAUUUGUCCACAACUGUCCUAACAUAACCACCUUAGCACUAAAAGGAUUUAAGCUACAUGACUACAAGGCUCGUAUGCUGGUAAAGGGUUUACGAAGAUUGAAACAUCUUGAUCUUUCAACGUCUUACUCAUUCACCGGUGCAUUUUUAAAGAAUGUUAGUGGCAAUGGCGGUGGCGGUGGUGAUAACUUAGAGGUGAUGAUCUUACGGGACUGUAUGCAUCUAAAGGAAAUUGAAGUCGAGCGGUUUAUGGCAGCUGUUCUUGCAGGGGAAUUCAAGCUCCUUAGACAUCUUGAUAUAUCUAACAGGGAAGGUCUAGCGUGUGAGGGUGACUGGAGCAAUAGAUGUUACAAUGCUAGCUUUAUUCCUAUACAGCAAUUAUUGGAACAGAGGCCUGAUUUUUGUUUGGUUGCUGAAUUCCCGAAAGGAAGUUACAAUGACAAUGAUCAAAUGAUAGGCAGUGACGUAAGUUUAGCAUCGCAGUCGAGCAGUAGCCAUACAUCUGACGGAUCAAGCACGUCAGACGGGAGUUAUAAUAGUGAUCAUGGUAGUGGUAACGAGUACGGUAGAGAAAGUGUUUUCACAAUCUACGAAGAAAACUCAGACUACCUCAUGAGUUGAUGACAAAUAAGCAUUAAUAUGUAUGAUUGUAGAAUAGUAGAAUAUGAUGGUUAAUAAUCGAGAUCGGAAAAAUAGGAAGGACUCGUCUUAAGCAUCCUUCAAGUUUCGUGAUGUUUAAGUGAUUAGCGAUGUUGGGCUUACGGAGGGCAGAAGCAUCUGAACCCGAGGGGCAACCCAAAACAUUCAAGAAAGGUAAUGUGACGGUUAUCCGGGUUGAGAUUAGUUAUACAGCUUUUUCAUAACGGGUAUUGUAUUAGGUGAUACUCGAUCCACGACUCGCAUCAAAAUCGAAUAUAUUAAUAUACUGUAUAAUCUUAAAAGUA
Helianthus annuus (common sunflower) is the source of this 1957-nucleotide messenger RNA. RefSeq names its product F-box protein At4g02760. Gene Ontology annotation, molecular function: protein binding. The transcript has 12 exons. The record is from RefSeq and is a predicted model, not a curated record. The coding region runs from base 117 to 1634 and encodes 505 amino acids. NCBI's taxonomy places the organism in Eukaryota, Viridiplantae, Streptophyta, Magnoliopsida, Asterales, Asteraceae.